Molecule: messenger RNA, 4564 nt
Organism: Trichoplusia ni (cabbage looper)
Lineage: Eukaryota; Metazoa; Arthropoda; Insecta; Lepidoptera; Noctuidae
Exons: 1
Coding region: 515-2359 (614 amino acids)
Source: RefSeq, a predicted model, not a curated record
GCGGAAUAACGCGCGGCGGCAGGGGGCACCGGGCCCUCCCCCCGCACUUUUUGAGUAUAUAAACGGUGUACCCACCCGCGACCGCGCUACUACAACUAUUAUUCGGAAACCAUUGUACCUAAUUUGUCAUCAUUAAAAUCUCAGUUCAUCAUCAUCAGUCUUUUCAUCAACGCCGAUAUCCUCAACAAGACAACUGACCACCUUCCUGCACAUAAUUUGGUCCUUCGAGCCGGAUCUGCGACCUGAACGAAGCACGCACGAGCAACGAAAAGCAUCGAGAAGAUCACCAACGGCAGUUAAAGGUCAGGUCAAUCAAUCUUUUCCUUCCUCUUUCCUUGCCAAGAUUGUGCUAACAUUGUUUGAAUAGUAUUAGUAAUCCGUUAAUCGUAGGUAGUAUCUGUAUGUCCGUUAAUUUCUCGAUUUCUUUGUUUCGUAACGAGUGAAUCUACCUACAUCUUUGCAUAUUAUCACGACAGUGUUUAGUUACUUGAUUUUGUCGCUCGCAAUCACCAAAAUGACAAAAAAGAGAAAUUCCAUCGUAGACACAGAAAGUAUUGAUGAUAUUAUUCGGGAUUUAGUAAAGAAACGCGGUUCCUUGAAGGGCAAAUUUACGUUGUUUUCAAAAUUUGUUCAAUCACUAGAAGCUUCUAAUCCAACAGAAAUUCAGAAAACGGAAUUAGAUGAGCGCUUAAAAAAGAUAGAAGUCGUGUUUGAUCAGUUUUGUAGCAUUCAAGAUGAUAUAGAUUUGUAUGUCUCGGGUAGUCAGAUAGAUAAAGAACUGCAAGAAAGAGAAUCUUUUGAAAAUCAAUAUUAUGCUAUCGUGGCCAAGUCUAAGUGUAUUUUAAAGGAAAGCUCGACAGUUCAUAGUGAUAACAAUAAUUGUAAAUCACACGCACACGGUAUCAAAUUACCCACAAUUACUUUGCCGAACUUCGAUGGUUCAUAUGAUCAAUGGCUCGAGUUUCGAGAUACGUUUUUAUCACUCGUUCACAGUAGUAAAACUUUAGAUAAUAUACAAAAAUUCCACUAUUUGCGGUCAGUUCUAUCAGGUAAUGCACUACAGGUUAUUAAAGCUUUGGAAUUUUCCGCACAAAAUUACAUCGUUGCUUGGGAUUUAUUGGAGAAUAGAUACAACAACAGCCGGUUGCUGGUUCACAAUCACGUAAAAGCGUUAUUUACCGUCCAGGCAAUAAAUAAAGAGUCAGCUCCUCAAAUACGCAAGCUCAUGGAUGCUAUUUCACGUAAUCUUCGUGCAUUAAAAACAUUAGGCGAACCUACCGACACAUGGGAUACGUUAAUCAUCUAUAUUAUAGUCACAAAGUUAGAUUCUACAACUGAGCGCGAAUGGGAACUUUUCAGAGGUACCCUCACAAACUCGUCAUCAAAUAAAACAAUUUCGUUGUCUGAUCUAAUGACCUUUCUUAAGGACCGCGCGGAUUUUCUAGAAACGGUUAAACCUUCUCAUAGCAAAUCAAUGGAUAGUAGUCAAAAUAAUCACACAAAAAAUAUGUCGUCAGUAAAAACACAUAGUCAUGUUUCUACUCAGAAAGAUGGAAAGAAAUCGGCUAAUCACACAAAGUCGCCGCGUUACAAGUGCAAUUUGUGCAGCUCAAAUCAUCCUAUUUAUUCGUGCGAUGAGUUCCUUCUUUUAUCAUCUAAAGAUAAAUUAAAGUUAAUCGACGAAAAAAAUCUUUGCCGUAACUGUUUACGUGCCGGACACGCGUUAGCGGAUUGCUGGUUCGGGCCGUGCAAGCACUGUAAUAAAAAACACAAUACGUUAAUACACAGUGAAUUCGUUGACGCUAACGAACCGUCUACUGUUUCACACACAGCGCAAAUAGUGGCUUCAGAGUCCACUACAGAAAUCACACAUAAAAAUAUAGCAUCUUCCACUGCAUCUCGUUCUCACACGACUCACACGCCUUAUAAGGUCGGUAAUCUUGAUACGCGCUAUUUUUAUGAUCAAGUAUUAUUAUCGACAGCAUUAGUGGAGAUUGCGGAUGCAGAAAAUAAAUAUCACACUACCCGCGCUCUUCUCGACAGUGGGAGCCAGCACUGUUUUAUAUCCGAAAAGCUUUGCAAAACCCUCAACAUUCCAACGAUACAGGCCACUAUGCAAGUCAUUGGGGUAGGCAACUCCGUGACACAAUCCACACAAUUAUGUAAAUUAAAAAUGCGAUCUAAAACAAGCUCUUAUAACACACACAUUAAUUGCUUAGUGUUGUCUCAAAUUACAGCACAAUUGCCGUCACUAGGCAUCCAUCAUAAAAUCGAAAUUCCUAAUAACAUACAACUUGCGGACCCUGACUUUCAUUCAAGUAAUGAAAUUAAUUUAUUAAUUGGUGCCGACAAGUUUUAGGAUCUGCUAAAUGAAGGUCUAAUACGUUUGCCUAAAGGUCCUUAUUUGCAAAACACAAAGCUUGGCUGGGUUAUCUCAGGUUCAGUUCAAAACCAAAAUAAACAUAGUUCAAAUACUCGUACACAAUGUAAUUUCACACAAGCAUUGGACAUCGAACUUAAACGUUUCUGGGAACUCGAAGAGAUCACCUGUAAUAAACAAAUAAUGACAAAGGAAGAAAUCGCAUGCGAAAAAUUGUUUAAAGACACCACUUUGCGUGACGAUAAGGGUCGUUUUUCAGUGCGUAUUCCGCUUAAGGAAUCAGCUGAUGAGCUGCGCGAUACGUUUUCAAUGGCCGAGAACCGGUUCUUGGCACUCGAGCGCAAACUAAUCCGAAAUUCACCUAGUUAUAGGCAAAUGUAUUGCAAUUUUAUGAAGGAAUAUUUAAGUUUAGGGCACAUGAGCCGUAUCGCAGAAUAUACGCCGCCUUACUAUUGCCUGCCCCAUCACGGUGUCUUUAGGGAACACAGUACAACCACAAAACUUAGAGUAGUGUUCGAUGCGAGUGCCAAGUCUACGUCAGGCAAGUCUUUAAAUGACAUACAGUUUACUGGUCCGUCUUUACAAAAUGACAUAUUCGCUAUUUUAUUACGGUUCCGGCAAUUUAAGUAUGUCGCCUGUGCCGACAUCGAGAAAAUGUACCGUCAGAUAUUGGUUCAACCAGACCAAAGACGAUUACAAUUAAUUCUUUGGAGGGAGAAGCCGUCUGAACCCCUUGGCAUAUAUCAACUUAACACCGUCACCUAUGGGACGGCAUCCGCGCCUUAUUUGAGUAUUCGGUGUCUUAAACAACUCGCGUUGGAAUGCGAUGAUGACGUCAUUGCACAAGUCAUUAAUAACGACUUCUACGUGGAUGACCUAAUAACGGGAAAUGAAGAUCAUCAAAAAUUACUAGAGAUAUGUAAUGGGGUUGCUAAAGUUCUAGAAUCAGCUUGUUUUCCGCUGAGAAAGUGGAUCUUCAAUGCAAAACCUGCGCAAACCCAAUUCGAAUCUACGUUUAAAGAGUUAUCUUUAGGAGACUCAUGCCACACCAAAACGCUGGGAUUGGGGUGGUUUAAUUCUUCGGACGAAUUGUACUUUAACACUCAACAUGAGCAUACUUUAACUCAUGCGACUAAGCGUAGCAUUCUUUCCUCUAUCGCGCAAAUAUACGACCCUUUGGGUCUACUCACCCCGAUGAUAGUCAUUGCCAAGAUAAUACUUCAAAAACUGUGGUUAGCAAAGAUAGGUUGGGACGAUCCAAUUCCUAAGAAUAUUUUAUUAGAUUGGCAGAACUUUGUAAACAAGCUACAUUAUUUACAACAUUUGCGCAUACCUCGUUAUGUGAUAGGAGAUAACGCGCACACAAUUGAGUUACACAUUUUUUCUGAUUCAUCGAAAGAUGCAUACGGGGCAUGUGCGUAUAUACGUAGCUAUACAGAUACAGUGAUAACCGUGCAUUUGUUAUGUGCGAAGAGCAAAGUGGCACCGGUGAAACCGGUUUCCAUUCCACGCUUAGAACUGUGCGGCGCGGUAGUAGGCGCGAGACUUUACAAAAAGAUAAUUAGUUCGUUACGAUUAACGUUUAAUAAUAUAUAUUUCUGGUCAGAUUCUACCGUAGUGCUAGGAUGGCUCAAAAUGCCACCGAAUCAGUUAAAACCAUUCGUGCAAAAUCGUGUUGUGGAAGUAAACGAACUAACGGGUGAUAAAGCAUGGCUUCACGUUAGUGGUAAACAAAAUCCAGCUGACUUAUUAUCGCGCGGAGUGCAAUUGGAUGUGUUGAAUUCUUCUGAUCUAUGGUGGCGUGGGCCUUCAUUCUUACAUGUUCAUGGGAUGGAAGGUAAGCAUAGUAACAAUCCAAAUAUUAAUUUCGAUGAAUUACCAGAAUUAAAAUCCACAAAAAUCACAUUAGUAAAUCAAACGAUACCGAGUACUUUUCCUUUCGAAAGGUUUUCCAAUUUAACUCGUAUGCUACGUGCGGUGGCUUAUAUAAUUCGUUUUGUGAAUAAUUGUCGACAUAAAAUUAAAUCUCGGCGCCUCAUAGAUAAUUUGUCGGUUGAUGAAUUAAACACGUCAACAAUAAUUUUAACGCGUAUUGUACAACAACAAUCUUUUCCAACUAUUUAUGAUAACAUAAUUAGGAAAAAAUCUUUAAAGUGUCCUCGUAAUAUUUCUAAUUUAAACAUA